AUGGCUGGAAGGAGACUGUGCCAUCCAAAGAGAAUUCUACUUUGCUUAAUCCUGGUCACUGUCUGGGAAGCAUCUUAUGGGCAGAUUCACUAUCUGAUUCCUGAAGAAAUGGAGAAAGGCUCUUUUGUUGGAGAUAUUGCAAAGGAUCUCGCACUGAAUAUAAAGGAGCUGUCAAGCAGCGAAGUCCAGAUAAUUUCCAGAGGUAUGAAUCAAUAUUUUGACCUUGAUUUACGAAAUGGCCAUUUGUUUGUCAAUGAAGUAAUUGAUAGGGAACAGAUUUGCCACCAGAUGGAGAAAUGUCUGUUAAAUUUUGAGAUUCUUGUCAAGAGCAAGAUGAAGUUUUUCACCGCUGAAGUUGAAAUAGCCGAUAUUAAUGACAAUUCACCCAGUUUCCCUGUAGAAGAACUGGAGUUUAAAAUUGCUGAAAGCACAGGCCCCGGCUCAAGGUUUCUUUUACCAGAAGCUCAGGAUCCAGAUCUAGGGUCUAAUUCUCUCCAGAGCUACUAUCUCAGUAGUAACAAGCACUUCUCUUUGGAUGUACAAACUGGAGUUGAUGGAGUCAAAUAUGCAGAGCUGGUCCUUGAAACGUUAUUAGAUCGAGAAGAACAGAAAUUGCAUCAGCUGAUCCUCACUGCGGCUGACAAAGGAGAUCCCAUCAGGUCAGGUACUGUUCAAAUCCAUGUUUCUGUUACAGAUGUAAACGACAAUGCUCCUGUUUUUAGUAAGUCUCUGUACGAAGUGAGUGUUGUGGAAAAUAUCCUAAAAGGGUCCCGCAUUUUAACUUUGAAUGCCACUGAUGUUGACGAGGGAAUAAAUUCAAAGAUAAAGUAUUUAUUUAGAAAAAUUUCAGACAAAGCUUCCAAAAUAUUCCACUUGGAUUCUUCUACCGGACAAAUAUCAGUCAUUGGGAAUUUGGACUUUGAAGAUUCUAAAUUACAUGAAAUGGAAGUACAAGCCCAAGACGGGGCUGGAUUGUCUACUCGUGCCAAAGUGGUAAUAAGAAUCUUGGAUGCAAACGAUAAUGCUCCAGAGAUCACAAUUACCGCACUUUUCAGCAAGGUUCUAGAAGGUUCUCCUCCCGGAAGCGCCGUAGCCCUGAUAAAUAUAAAUGACAGAGAUGAUGGGAGAAAUGGAGAGGUCACAUGCUCCAUACCAGCAACCCUUCCAUUUCUGUUGAGGAAAUCCUUUGAUAAUUAUUAUAGUCUGGAGACAGAUCGAGGCCUGGACAGGGAGAAAGUUUCAGAAUACAAUAUCACAAUCACAGUAACGGACCAAGGGACCCCAUCUCUCUCAACAACAGCAUACUUCCCAUUAGAAAUUUUGGAUGAAAAUGACAACCCACCCAUCUUUACGACUACAAAUUUCAUUUUUCAGAUUGCAGAGAAUAACCAAAGAGGUGCUUUGAUUUUGAUUUUAAAGGCAAAUGACCCAGAUUUUGGAGAAAAUGGCAGAAUAAUGUAUUCCAUCAUUGAAACAAACAUUGGAGAUGUCCUGCUUUCAUCUUAUCUUUCUAUUAACUCUGAGUCCGGGGCUGUCUAUGCCUUGAGCUCUUUUGAUUAUGAAGAUUUCAGAGAAAUUAACUUCCAGGUCAGGGCACAAGAUGGAGGAUCCCCACCACUCAGCUCCAAUGUCUCAGUGACUCUCUUAAUUUUAGAUCAGAAUGACAAUGCUCCCCAAAUCUUGUAUCCCUCCCUGCCCAGUGUGGGAUCCACUGGAGUAGAGCUGGCCUCCCGCUCUUCUGAACCUGGAUACCUGGUCACUAAGGUGGUGGCGGUGGAUGCAGACUCUGGUCAGAACGCCUGGCUCUCCUAUCAGUUACUCAAGGCCACAGAGCCAGGGCUCUUCACCAUAGGACUCCACACUGGAGAGAUCCGGACAGCCCGUUUCUUUCUUGAUAAGGAUUCUCUCAAGCAAAACCUGAUUGUUUUAGUGAAGGACAAUGGGCAGCCAUCUCUCUCUGCCUCAGUUAUAGUCACUGUGGUGCUGGCUGACAGCAUCCCUGAUGUACUGACUGACUUGAGCAGCAUCUCAGUUCCUGUAGACCCCCAGUCGGACCUCACCUUCUACCUGGUGGUUGCUGUGGCUUUUGUCUCCUGCUUGUUUUUCGCCUUCCUGCUUGUGUUGCUGGCCAUCAGGUUGCACAGGUGGAGAACUUCUCAACUGUGUGACUCUCAAAGUAUGAAUUUCAGCGGAGUUCCAGUUUCACAGUUUGUGGGCAUCGAUGGAGUAAGAGCUUUCCUUCAUUCUUAUUGCAGUAACGGUUCACUGACCACCUGCUCCCGGAAGAGCCAAAUUCUUUUCCCCAUUGGAAGUUGUACAAGUACUCUUGAACCCCCGCAAGCGUCUGACAAAUCAGGUCCUUUAUUAACUCUGGAAGAUUCGAGCAGUGCUAAAGAACCACAGAACUCUGAACAGGUGAGUUUCACACUCUAUGAUAUAAAUGAUAAUGCACCCAUCUUCAAAGAAAGAUUAUAUACAUCAUAUUUACAAGAGAAUAACCCUACUGGAGCCUCCUUGAUGAUGCUGGAAGCAAAUGACCUGGAUUGGGGUACUAACUGUACAGUGACUUAUUCCAUUCUUGAUGGGAAUGACCUUUCAGUUUCAGUUGCCUCAUUUCUCUCAGUCAACACUGAGACAGGUGUUGUCUAUGCUCUGUGUCCCUUUGAUUAUGAACAGUUCCAGCAAAUGAAUUUCCUGGUUAAGGCCCAAGAUGGAGGCUCCCCACCACUGAACUCCAAUGUCUCAGUGACUCUCUUCAUCCUGGAUCAGAAUGAUAAUACUCCAGAAAUCUUGUACCCUUCUAUCCCCACUGAUGGUUCCACUGGAGUAGAGCUAGCCCCUCGCUCUUCUGAGCCUGGAUAUCUGGUCACUAAGGUGGUGGCGGUGGAUACAGACUCUGGCCAGAACGCCUGGCUCUCCUAUCAGCUACUGAAGGCCACAGAACCAGGUCUUUUCACCAUAGGACUCCACACUGGAGAGAUCAGGACUGGCCGUUUCUUUCUAGACAAGGAUGCUCUCAAGCAAAGCCUGGUGGUUUUAGUGAAGGACAACGGGCAGCCCCCUCUCUCUGCCUCCGUCACGGUCACUGUGGUGCUGGCCGACAGCAUCCCUGAAAGCCUCUCUGAUAUUAGCAGCAUCUCCACUCCUGCAGACCCCCAGUCGGACCUCACCUUCUACCUGGUGGUCGCUGUGGCUUUUGUCUCCUGCUUGUUUUUCGCCUUCCUGUUUGUGUUGCUGGCACUCAGACUUCACAGAUGGAGAACUUCACAGCUGUGUGAUUCUGGAAGUGUAAAUUUUAGCGGUGUUCCUGUCUCACAAUUUGUGGGGAUUGAUGGAGUCCGAGCCUUUCUUCACUCCUAUUGCCAAGAAGUUUCUCUCACUGCUGACUCUAGGAAAAGCCAAAUUUUUUUCCCUAUUGGAAGUUGUACAAAUACUCUCACGCCUCAGCAAGUUUCUGUAGAACCGGGUUUCAAAUACCUUCCAGAAGAUUUAAACAUUGCAAAUGAAGGACAAGCAUCCCAGGAGAACUUCCUAGAUGUAUCUGAGGUAAAUGGGAAUGUGCACCCCCAGGUGGGACCACUAGCUCCUCUAGACUCUGCUGCAGCUAGUGAAUUUCUCAGAGAAUUUGCCCUUCUUCCAGCAUCUGUGUUGAAAUUUUCAUCUAGUUUAACAGACAAAUGUAUGCACAAAUUCAUAGACAUAUAUCCCAGAAAUGGGCAUGAUUGUGGUGAUGAAAACAUUUAA
Messenger RNA from Euleptes europaea (tarantolino), 3744 nucleotides. RefSeq names its product protocadherin gamma-A12-like. Lineage: Eukaryota; Metazoa; Chordata; Lepidosauria; Squamata; Sphaerodactylidae. Gene Ontology annotation, biological process: homophilic cell-cell adhesion. Bases 1 to 3744 code for a protein of 1247 amino acids. The record is from RefSeq and is a predicted model, not a curated record. The transcript has 3 exons. Gene Ontology annotation, molecular function: calcium ion binding. Gene Ontology annotation, cellular component: plasma membrane.